Zymoseptoria tritici IPO323 is the source of this 3180-nucleotide messenger RNA. RefSeq lists its product as uncharacterized. The coding region runs from base 1 to 3126 and encodes 1041 amino acids. The record is from RefSeq and is a predicted model, not a curated record. Gene Ontology annotation, molecular function: protein binding. Lineage: Eukaryota; Fungi; Ascomycota; Dothideomycetes; Mycosphaerellales; Mycosphaerellaceae. The transcript has 2 exons.
AUGUCCGCCUAUGCCGCCAUACAAACGACUUCUACCUUACCUUUUCGCCAAUCGCAAUGGCGACCAAUUCUCCGACAUCAUGGCACCGCUGCCGCAGAAAAGUCUCGAGAUGAUGGAGAUGCUGGAGAUGCUGGAGAACUUGUGAUUACGGGGCCAGUCUCACCAGAAGCUGCGCGGGAGGAGCUCAUUGCUGGGUUACAAGAUCCUCCUGUCGAGAAGAAGAAAAAGGAGCGUGCUCUACAACAGCGAACUCAGCCUGAGACUGAGGCCGGAUAUGCUGGGUCUGAGAGUUCCAUCGAUCACGGUGCUUCUACUGGCGAUGUGGUGAAGGCGGUGAGCGAGGGCCCACGCUCAGUAAAGUCAAAGAAGCUUGGAGACCGUCGGGCAGCGCAGACAUUCAGCGAGUCGCAAACGUCGCAAACCUCUGCUGGUGAGAAGUCGACAGCGGGAAAGCUUCCAAACACCGUGAAGGCUUCUAGACGAAAGCUCGCAGGCGACAGUGCUGUCAGGACGCAGCCGAAGAAGAAUGAAGUCGAGGACGCUGGCCAGAUGGAGUGUUCUAUCGAGGACGUGAUUCCUGCUGGCGAGACAACGAAAUCAGUGGAACAAGCUGCAAUGCGCACAAAGAAGACGCUGUCAAAAAGUGCAAAGCCAGGGAGACUAAAGCAUGCACCCAAUGCUCUUGCGAACGCGCAGUUGAAGAUUGAGGACGCUCACGAGACCGGGACUCCUCUCAAGGACGCAACUUCUGCUGGUGAUAUGGUGGAACCUGGGCCUCAAGAUGCAAGGCGCUCGGGCAAUCAAGAGACACAGCAACAACGUCGUCCGGCGCUCCAGUCAGCCAAAAAGCAGGAGUCCUCGCAGAGCUUCGAUGGGCAGACUUUGCCGCCAGAGAUAUGGAACAUGCUGUCAAGAAGUGAACAGAAUACUAGAACGAGGCGUUUACAGCGCCAUCGCAGAGCGCAGAGGAAGCAGGCCGAGGAUGCGAAUAAAAUCGAGCCUCCCCUCGAUAACGAAGACUCUGCUGGUACUUUGAUCACAGCAGCUUCUGCGCGCCAAUUCCCGCAAAAACACCCAGCUUUAGAGACCAGUUCGAGCGAGCGAGGCUCACUGGACACGAAGAAACUCCACAGCGGUAAGCGCGGACCAUUCCACAACAACAUAUCGGCCAGUAGAAGGCCCCGCUUUCGUAUGGCAUCCGGCAAAAGUCUCCGAGAUGCCAUGAGGUCGCAACACUGGGAUGUAGAAUACCGUAAGCUGGACAUGCGCUAUGACGAGCAUUCAACAGACACCUAUCUCCAGGAUCCUGGCCCGCCGCGAGUUAUACCCGGAACUGAGGCCAUCGUUAUGUCGAUCCGCAGCCGACUACAGAAGGCUCGAGAAAUGCAGGAAAUGGAGGAGGAUUUGGAGUCACGUUCAGAUACGGGCGCAUACACCAGCCUCACUGCUUUCUUACUCCGCAGAUCGUUCUCUUGGCGCAACUUUCUCCAUCGUUGGAACAGCAUCGCUUUGUGGUUCAUGUAUCAUGAUCCUGAGUAUGCGAUUGAAUUCCUCGCAGCCAGCAGCGCGUCGAAGGUCUUUCCACUGCGUCAAAAUCUGGGCUUGUCAAUACAGCAUCUUGUGUUGCACUUUCGUCACUGCCAGGACGAAGAGACCAGAGAUCGCAAUAUGAAGAAGAUUGCGCAGACGCUGCCAACUUUCCUGAAUAACAAUGAGGUCUUGCGACUGCACUUCACUCAGGGCGGAACGAUCCGCCAUCUGAUUCCUUACUGGACUUCGGACCAGAUUGAUGCAUUAUGGCUCGCCAUUCAACAGGGUCGACUUGUGGUAUUGUGGCAUACUCUCUUGCAUCUCGCGCGAUAUUUCAUCGACAAGGACCAAUUCAGCACCGGUCUGGAUGUCAUCCUUGCCGCCAAAGCCCAGGACGCUAUUGUCGACUCCUACGCGUUCCGCAGCAGUUGUGCUCACCUGUUGCGUGUGGCCAGUACCCAACCCUCGGGCCUGCGAGUGACGCUUCGGCUGGUGGACAACUUCGUCGCCAUGGGACUGACGCUCAAUCUGCAGAUGUGCAACAUUGUCAUUUUGAACGCUAUCGAUGCCGGCGAUCUCAAUACCGCCUUUUCGCUGUAUCGCUCUCUUGUUCAGAACGGACUCGAAGCUGAUGACUUCACUUAUGGCAUCUUGCUGAAAGGCUGCCGAGGGAUCGACGAUGCUGAUGUGCUCAACGAGACGAUCAGGAGUGCCAUUGGGCACGUCAACGUGCAAAGGAACGAGCGCCUCGCAACGGAGAUCUUGCAUUGUCUGAAUCUCUUCCACACGAAGAAAGAUCCAGAAAAUGUCUUCAACAUCAUCGCCGAUGCAUACACUCAGCUCUUCGACGCUCAUCCCCUCCGUCUUCUCGGCGUGCUCAAGCAACCUCUACCAUCCGGAGUCGUACGCCGCAUGGCUCCGUCCAAGUACGUCCUUGGCGUAAUGCUCUCGGCGUACCUCAACCACGUCCACCGCCAGACCAAAACCCACCACGCCGCCCGCGAAGUCUACGACCGCUAUCGUGAACUCGUCCUCGCCGGCACCGAGCCCUUCGCCUCCAGCAUCUCAACCGACUACCUCCCCAAUCUAUUCCUCCACAGCUUCAUUCGCACGGAACAGGGCCUCCUUUCCGCCUCGCAAGUCAUCAAAGACAUGCAGCGUCCUACCAACAAGUCCAAUCGCGUGAAGCAAUGCCCGCCUUCCGUCCAAUCCUGGACCAUCUUCGCCAGUGGCUUCACGCGUCACGGCAAAAUGGAACUCGCCGAGCAAGUCCUGACCUACAUGCGCAAGAAACACCUCGAGCCGGAUGCUGUUACCUGGAACGUGUUGGUCAAAGGCUACGCUGCACGACAAGACGAAGUGGGAUUGCUGUCUUCGCUGAAUAGAUUGGAAGACGGUGGGCAUGAGUGGACGCAAGCUACUGUUGCUGGUAUGAGGUGGUAUAGGAAGCAGGAGCAUUUGGGCGAGGUAUUGAAGCGAAAAGAACAGAAAGCGCUGGAGCUCGACUUUGUGACGGAUCUGAAGUCUCAACUCACGAGGAGAUUCCAGGAGGAGGAUGACCAGGGUAAUGUGGAGUACAAGCCGCUUGGAGAAUGAAGGGUGUUGUAUGAUAGUGUAAGACAUUAGAUGUAAAUGCCAAACAGUGCAGCU